Ornithodoros turicata is the source of this 2416-nucleotide messenger RNA. RefSeq lists its product as uncharacterized. Bases 164 to 1624 code for a protein of 486 amino acids. The transcript has 15 exons. The record is from RefSeq and is a predicted model, not a curated record. NCBI's taxonomy places the organism in Eukaryota, Metazoa, Arthropoda, Arachnida, Ixodida, Argasidae.
UGUGUUCGUGCAGCGUGAAGAAGACGACAUCUCGAGACCUUGCUGUUCCAAGUCACUUUGAACCUCCAGGCCGAUUUGAACACUUCCUCAGCUCAGCUAACCUGUUCUGUCUUCUUGUUUCGUCAGAAAUCCUACAAGGCUUUCAACAUCAUACAUCAUCGUAAUGUAUGCACCAGAGGAGGACUACAACCAAUACUACUAUGGCGCGUCAGAGGGGUUGACAGACCAGUCGGGAUACGACCAGAUCAGUGGAUUUCCUCAAGACUACUCUGAAGUGGAAUCGGGUUUUUUCCCCCAGGAUCAACUGCAGCCGGAGCUUUACCAGCACCCUAUGCAAUCGGGGCUUUCCCAGCUGGAUCAAAGUGGGGCACCUAGUACCGAGAAAAAGGACGACAGCCUCGUCGGCUUCAUUGUCGGUAGCGUGUGUCUCCUCGUACUAAUAUCGGCUCUUGCGGUCUACCUGGUACUGGCGUCCACCGGGACCAACGGCGACGGCAGCGAUGCUGACAUACGUAGAGGAGGUGGAGGAGGUGCAGGAGGUGCAGGAGGUAGUUCACAAGUGACGGAAGAGGAUGCAGUGAUAACAGACUAUGGGUACAUAAACCCACCGCCAACGACCACCACAACAACAACUCCUACGACGACUAGCACCACCACUACUACGACUAGCACAACGACUACUACUACGACUACAACUACGACAACGACAACGACCACAACGACUACGACGACUACGACAACGACUACGACUACAACGACGACUACAACUACUACGACAACUACUACGACAACGCCGCCGUUGGUGUCGACAGCACCACCUAGAUAUGACUUCAUCUUCCAACCGCUUGUUUGCACCGUCGGUCGCCGUGCCUUGCAGGAGAACAUGUACCCACCGUCCGGCAUCUGUGACGUCAUCAUCUUCACCCAUGUCUAUAUCGAAAACGAUGUAUUAUUCUCCGAUACUCCCGGCCCCUUCCAGACCUUCACAAAAGUCUCGGUCAGCCGCCCCACCGACAUGUUCGGCGUUUCGUUUGACACGAGGCGCCAGCACGUAGACCAGUUCCAUUUGAGUCAAAAGGAGCCACCAUAUAUAAAGUGGGCGUGGAAUAGAAAUAUCAAGCAUUACGCAGCUCUGUCAACUCCACUCGACUUCAACGCCACGGAUCCUGGCACCUAUACUUAUAUCGCCAGAUUUGCUCUUGCGGAUGUCAAACCGUGGCAGGAUACCUUAUCGUUCACUGAAGAUGUGGGCCUUGAACAAACCUACCGCAUACUAGGAUUCAAGAUGUUCAACUACGAUACCGCUGGGUUCGAAGAAAUGUUCGCAAAUCACAUUGAUGAGAUAGUCAGGCUGGGAACCAUUAACAUGAUAGUCGUGGAGACAGCGAUUAAUGACGAGCCCGUCGAGAAGAGGGGCUGCAUGAAUUUCCCAACCUCAAUGUGGUAUGACCCAGACGGCCAGUACCAGCCCUCCUUUGUAUGCAGCGGCAGUCCAACUCUUUACUCGCAAUCCACACAGAGCUCCACAUACACGCAACAAACCUUGGCAAAGGUUGUCUCCUCCGGAAACUCCAUAUACAGCUUUGAAACGGCAGACACCCUACUGGACAAGCCUCCAUUUUAGCAGCAGCAGAAACUCCCGUGCCCGAAUUUUUGUUUGCUGUGCUGGCUCGUUUUCAUUGGCAGCCGGUUUUGCGAGCCAAUCAGGAGGUUGGUUGGUUGGUUGGUAUUCUUUUCAUUCGACGGUCACUCACGUCUGCCGGCCAUACGAGAAUGCAAGCUCCAUGAUAUAACCGGGAAGCGACGUCUCCGGGGAGUAAUUGCAGCUUCUGGACCCCUAGACUGCAAUUUCUCCCCAUUUUAGUCCCCUAACCCGACGUUUACUCCCCAGGGCUGCAAAUCACUCAACUUUGCAAAUACUCUUCCGAAUGAAAGGGUCAGUUUGAUGGCAUAAGACUGGCAAUUUUUCACCCACACAGAGUAAGAAACAGUUAGCGCUUCUGUCUUGGCAAAUUGUGCUCUAUGUAUGUAGCAAGAUUUUAUAUCACACGAUAUAUCACGGUUGACUCUAGGACAGAGCGUGAAAUGCAGCCUCCACUGUGAAAGGGGAUAUUUUUCUGUGGUAAUGCAUUUAGUCCCCAAAAGGAGUAAAAUUAGAAUGUGGGAAAUAUCUUGUGGAAUCCUGUCCGUUGAGUCUGUCACGGGUCGUUCAUGGUUGUCUGGAUGGAAAAUUAGGGAAGCCGCAUAGCGAGAGACACCCUGUACCACUGAGUUCUGCUGAACUCGUUCCUGUGUGCGUGCUGUUCUGCUCGCCGAUGCUGUGUUGCCAUGACAACAGCGCCGCAUCCGCCGCAUCCGCAACGCAUGAAAAUGCAAUAGUAUAGCGAACCAGGCAUAAGAGCGAUUGAAGGAACCU